CAUCUCUCCAGCAGCGGACCUCGAGGACUUGUGAGACCCCAUCGACGCGCAACAGACGGGGCUCACUUCACGCACGUGCAGCGGGACCGUACAGUGCGCCGGGGCAACUUUGACGCACGUCGUUACGCACGGCGCCGGCUUUUUGCGCAAAAGCGCGACUGUGACGCCGUCUUGGAAUAAACUAAGGGGAUUCUAAGCAAAUUAAAAGACAGCCACAACAGGCUCAAUAGACGGUUUAAGGAUUUUUGUUUUUCUCUCCCCACCAGAGAUUAUCGCCCUUGUGUCAAUGAUGACCCCCACAUGCAGAACGGGACUCCCUCCUCUCGCCGUGUAAUCGCACAGCUGUACUUGUAGAACCGACGCCUGUUACCUGACUCCUCGUUUCACGCAGAGAUGGAUCUGUGGGGAGUUUAUCUGUUCCAUCUCUUAACUUUGGCCCUGUUGGAGGUGAUACUGGCCGACAGAGACUGCUUGGUGGCAGGUGACUCGUGCUCGAGCGACGAGACGUGUAGUCCACGCCUGCGGACUUUGCGUCAGUGUGUGGCGGGUAACGGCAACAUGAAGCUGGGCCCCGGUGCCAAAAGCCAGUGUGCCAACGCAGUGUCCGCCCUACUGUCCAGCCCCUUGCAUGGCUGCCAGUGUAGACGAGGGAUGAAGAAGGAGAAGAACUGCCUGAGCAUCUACUGGAGCCUUCAUCAGGCUUUCGUUCACGGACUCAACCUGGUCGAGCGUUAUCCCUAUGAGACCGUGCAGAGGGAUUACGACUAUGUCCGCUUGGCCUCAAUUACAGCUGACUCAGAUGUUGGCAUGACAACUGUGAAUCGCUGCCUUGAUGCAGCCAAGGCUUGCAACGUGGACGACUUGUGCCAGAAGCUCCGCACGGAAUAUGUCUCCGCUUGUAUCAAACCCACUGCGAAGUCGGGCCUGUGCAAUCGGCCUAAGUGCAACAAGGCUCUGCGCAGGUUCUUCGACCGCGUCCCCGCCGACUAUACACACGAGCUGCUCUUCUGCCCCUGUACGGACACGGCAUGCGCAGAGCGUCGGAGGCAGACCAUUGUGCCCAGCUGCUCUUAUGAAAGCCUGGAGAAACCCAACUGCAUCGCACAGAUGAAGAUCUGCAAAGCUGACUACGUCUGCAGGUCUCGUCUGGCACAGUUUCAGUACGACUGCGAACCCUCCGAAACGUCUGCGAGUGGCUGCAAGCAAGGAAACUAUGGAGCCUGCCUUCUCGCCUACACGGGGCUCAUAGGAAGUACGAUUACUCCCAACUAUGUUGACAACUCCACAUCCAGCGUGGCUCCGUGGUGCUCCUGCUCAGCCAGCGGGAGCCAGAGAGAGGAGUGUGACAACUUCCUGGGGUCCUUCGCCAGCAACAUCUGUCUCCGGAAUUCUCUCUUGGCGUUUGGAAGCGAAUCAGACCAGCAGCCGACACUCAGCCAGCCCAGUGCACCCAGCCCCGGCCACAGCAUCAGAGAGAACAGGAGCGUCACUGCUCCACCAGAAACCUUAGAAACUGUGGGGAACCUUCUGGAUACAAUCAUACCAACACAGGCUCUGGGAAAUGAACUGCUGGUGGGCCAGUCCACCCUGGCGUCCAACAGCCUCCCAAACUCUGCUACGCCUCCCUGCCUAAUGCUUCAAGCUGCCUUCGGCCUUCUGUUGUUUCUUCAUCUGCUAAACAAUGGACUCUAAAGACAGCAGAGGAACGGUCAGAGGACCCUCCUUGUACCGAGCAGACGGGAGGACCAUUGCAGUUCAGAAGAAAACGGACCGCGUGCCAUUACUCCUCCCUCUACAUAUGUACAGCAGUUCUUGUUUUUCUAUUUUCGUGUCUCAGUGGUCCAGUUCCGCCUGCUAGGGUUCCCGCUCAAGAGUGAGCGCGAUCGAAAGCCAGUCUGUACAUUUGUACAUUGCCAUUGCGAUCAAGUCGAGCCAAAAUGAAGUCAGAGUACCGCUUUUGUGGACUAACCCAGCUCUCAGCCAUCCAACAGUAUCCAUUUCCAAGAGUCAUUAUAUAAAAACUGAAGCAGUUAUGUAUGAUACAAAGACUGGAGAAUGGAACAUGUCGGUAACGGUGAAGGUUUGUAUUAUCAAUAGAAGCUCUUAUUUGAACUACUGUAACAGAAAGUGGAGUAAACAAAGUCUGAUCUCGACCUGACUUCAAAGUGAUUAGAGAGCUGCUGGUGUAUAUGGGGCUUUAAUGCCACUCUCCUCAAGAAACUGAAGGGCCAUUAUGUCUGAUCGAUACUGGAUGAGUGGAGUGACAGAGAGACAAUAGAGCAACAAUUUGCUCCGAUAUCCCAGACAAGGGCCCUGAUUCUAAAAUGCACCGCAGCACAGAGAGUAUGUAAGAUCAACCCUGACAAAGUGAUCGUCCUCUCCAUCAAACUGUUCUACCUUUGUCAAACUCUCUCGCAUCUCUUUAUUUGUUAUUGCUAAAGAUACAGUAGCCGUUCAUAGAAGGCACAUGUCCGUGGUCUUCAUCAGCAAAGACAAGUUCUUGGACUUAAGCAGAAAAGCAGUAACUCUUAACCUGUAGCUGCUGUACUAUGUGUUUGUGAACAUGAUACCCUUUUAUUUCUCAUUGUGUAUAUGAAUAUUGUUAAAAUGGGGCUCUUGAGUUUUUGUUCCAGAGAGGACAGUGACGGUUUUGGCGCACUGAGUGUGGCCACCAACAGUGCAGAGCCUAUUUGAGAUCAGACCGUUAUGAAUGAUACAGUCUUUUCUGUUCUGCAAACAUUCUGAAUUCUGAACAGGACCAGAGGUGCAGCAAAUAAAAGUUCUCAGACCA
This is a messenger RNA of Scophthalmus maximus (turbot), 2791 nucleotides long. It is a transcript of the gene gfra4b, whose product is annotated as GDNF family receptor alpha 4b. The transcript has 8 exons. Gene Ontology annotation, cellular component: external side of plasma membrane; signaling receptor complex. NCBI's taxonomy places the organism in Eukaryota, Metazoa, Chordata, Actinopteri, Pleuronectiformes, Scophthalmidae. Gene Ontology annotation, biological process: nervous system development. Gene Ontology annotation, molecular function: signaling receptor activity. The record is from RefSeq and is a predicted model, not a curated record. The coding region runs from base 394 to 1692 and encodes 432 amino acids.